AUACAACAAGACAAUAUAUGUGUAAGAAUUACAGUGGCCUUACAAUAUAUGUGGUUCAUCUCAUUCCACCAUAUAUAUCAAAUCUAAUAUUUAUAUUGUAUCUGUCAUUCAAUCAACAAGUAGUACAUAAUAUCAUAGUCACUGAUUACCCUGUUUUUUCUUCACCUAAAUAUCUCUACUUAUGAAACAGGUCAAAACAAUAAUUAAAUCAAGAAUUAGUAUUAGUUUCAUGUACAAUGAAACUGAUUAGAGUUCCAGCAGUUAAACCCCCUGCAGUUCUGUUUGCAAAAGCAUCGAAUUUGAGUUCGAAUGUGAGAUGGGUUCAUCAGAAUCUUGGAAAUUCUGUAGUCAAAUUCAGGGUGGCUAUGGGAACUAGCCCAACUCAUAGCAGCAAGUUGUCUGCACCUGGUUCUUACCAGGCAGUUGUUUCGGAUAUCGGGUCUCAUGAGUUUGAAAAUUUUGAUGGGAAAAUGAUUAAAUUGGAAGAGGGUAUAGAAAAGGUUAUAUAUGGAUGCAGAUUCCUGGCAAUCCUUGCAGUUUGGGGGUCUUUAGUAGGAUCUUUUUUGUGUUUCAUCAAGGGGUGUGCAUAUGUUGUAGCAGCUUUCGGAGAAUACAUGGUGAACCGGCCUAAGGUGAUAGAACUUCUGGUUGAGGCCAUAGAUAUCUAUCUUCUAGGAACAGUAAUGUUAGUGUUUGGCAUGGGCCUUUACGAGCUCUUCAUCAGCAACCUCGAUAUGAAAAAAUACAUGUCAGAUCAAAGAUCUUCACACAGAUCAAAUCUUUUGGGGUUAUUUACUCUUAAGGAAAGACCGCGAUGGUUAGAAAUAAAAUCUGUGAAUGAGCUGAAAACCAAACUUGGCCAUGUAAUUGUGAUGCUGCUUCUGAUAGGAUUACUGGAGAAAAGUAAGAAAGCGCUUAUUAUAUCAUCGACAGAUCUGCUUUGCUUCUCAGCUUCGAUCCUUCUUUCUUCUGGUUGCUUGUUUCUGCUCUCGAGGCUCAAUGGCUCAAAGUAGGUAUCUUGUGGGAACAGAUUUCUUUGAAGCAAGUUAUCAUUCCUCAUGUUUUCUGGCUAGAUCAUAACUAUAUCAGAACAUCUUGUACACGAAUGCAAUGUAUACAAAGUUCAUUUAAGUC
Messenger RNA from Daucus carota subsp. sativus, 1134 nucleotides. RefSeq lists its product as uncharacterized. The transcript has 5 exons. Lineage: Eukaryota; Viridiplantae; Streptophyta; Magnoliopsida; Apiales; Apiaceae. Bases 237 to 1013 code for a protein of 258 amino acids. The record is from RefSeq and is a predicted model, not a curated record.